GAGCAGGUCCCUGUUCCUGUUUAUCACCCGACUCCUAGCCAGACUCGGCUAGCGACGCAGCUGACAGAAGAGGAGCAGAUCAGAAUAGCGCAGAGGAUAGGCCUUAUUCAGCACCUCCCUAAAGGAGUCUAUGAUCCUGGGCGAGACGGCUCCGAGAAGAAGAUCAGAGAAUGUGUCAUUUGUAUGAUGGACUUUGUUUAUGGGGACCCUAUCCGAUUUCUGCCGUGCAUGCACAUUUACCACCUGGACUGUAUAGAUGACUGGUUGAUGCGAUCCUUUACCUGUCCCUCCUGCAUGGAGCCAGUGGAUGCAGCACUGCUUUCGUCGUAUGAGACUAACUGAGCCAGGGUUUCUCCACUGAACCUUCGCGGAGACCACCAUCCACUUUCAUGGGUUUGAUCCUUUUGUCAUUCAGCCCAAAGAGCCAGGAAUUAGGCAUUAAGAUCGUGCACAAAAUAUACAUUUCCUAAUAAAGAAAUUAAAAAAAUAAUAUUCCUGAAUGGCUGCAACUAUUGGGAAAAAAACCAUAGUAUUUUAGAGACUAUAGAAAAGUAGGUUGUUAUUUUUAAUGUAAAGCCUUGACCCACCAUUGUCUUUUAAUGUUUGUUCUUACACCCAUAUAUAGGAAUUGUGUAAAGUGUUACAGCAACUGUAAAUGUUUAAACUGCGUGUAUCCAGUUUUAUUAGCAGCAAGAUAAGAGUAUUUUUUUCCUAAAUAAAGUAACCAGUUUUGUUCUGAUUCUUUUCACAAGUCCUGGCAUUUGGGUCAAGGCUUUAUUGAAAUCUACAUUUUAUAACACUGGCACAAAGAAAUAGUUUUAAGCUUGUUUGCACAGUUCUCUUUUUUUUUUUUUUCCAUUGGAGAUGGAAUUCAUUGCCUUAGGUCUUUUUAAUAGUGUAUUGUUAUUGUUGGGCUGGCUCUAUGCUUGAAAAACCAGUUUAUUUAUAACCUGUUAAAAGUGCUAUAUUUUGUUUGCAGUUAGGAAUAUGCAGACUUCAAAGUGAUCUCCUAGCUUGUAAGCAAACUGAGAUGCAUUAUCCCUUUUCUACAAGUGAUGCGGAAUAUGAAGAUAUGAAACAAGUCCUACAGUGAAAUUAUGGUUUUGUGGGUUUUUUUACAACUUGCUUCGGUUUUGAUGAAACAACAGUCACCUUUAACUUGAUCAGACUAAAAGUGGGCCACAUGGACAGUAAAUAGUUAAGCUACCAAGACUAAGGGGGAAAAUAAUUAGGUAUUUGGAACUAACGUAGCAUUAGGAUUAUUGUACUUUUUUUUUUUUUUUCUCCCUAAAAAUGGUUGUCUUGGAUCAUAGUAAAUGGAUACUGCAUCUCUCGUUCUUGUAGUUCUUAGGUUAUCAGAAGUUAAGAAUAAACAUACUGUAUCUCAGU
Apaloderma vittatum (bar-tailed trogon) is the source of this 1389-nucleotide messenger RNA. RefSeq names its product ring finger protein 11 (gene RNF11). Lineage: Eukaryota; Metazoa; Chordata; Aves; Trogoniformes; Trogonidae. The transcript has 2 exons. The annotation marks the transcript as partial. The record is from RefSeq and is a predicted model, not a curated record.